UGUCGUUCGCAGUGACCCGUUCUUUUCAGGAAUUUUUUUUGUCUCUACUUUGUGAAGAUCUGCCGUUGCAUUUCAUAUUUUGGUCCCCAAGUUCCGAUCACCCUGUACGUCGAAACCCAACCAGUCUUUCUAGUUGAAUGAAGCGAAACAUGCACGCAGAAUCAAUGCAAACCAAAUUACUAUACUAACUAACUCAAGCCGUCCGUAGGAAGACACAGCUACAUUCAUAGCUGGAUCACAACAUAAUUACACAGUUUUGACAAACACUAUCAUGUUUCACCUGGGUAGUUGGGCGUUCGGUCUUGACAGACAACGUGGAUCAUCAUGGAUUCGUGCCGGCACAUCACAACUCACCCGGAGUACCGUGCGAUGCGACGACCAGCUUUUGCGAAGUUCAUCCUCUUCCUCGAGUGCGAAAAGUGAGAGAACAAACCAUCCGCGUUCCGAUCAAGGAAGUCCCACACCAGAUCUCAUACACAGAACAACAUCAACAACCGCUGGCACGUCCGCCAACGGAACAGCAGCGGCUUCAGUAGCGGUAACCCCCGUAGUCCCCGUUGCAGAACAACAUUCCUAUCUCGAGGACGUGGUGCUUUGUCACUCCCAGAAGCAGGCCUACGAAAAGUGCUUUCACUCCUGGUACAAACAUUCGUUUCUGGAAGGCAACGCCAAAGACGCCUGCGACAAGUACUGGGCGGUGUACGAGAAAUGUAUUCACGAGCACUUGGAGAAGCACAAUCUCGGGCAUCUGUCGGAUUUGUCAAAGCCAGUCAACCUCGUGCAAGACCAUGCGGUAGCCGGGGGGGAAACUUCGCUGGGCGGCUGCCCGAAGUGAGCUGCCGGGAUUGAUAUGUGCGAGGACUUUAAAAAUAGGGUGAACGUCGCUUGUACUUGUUCACAAGUCACAAGUUUGUUGUUGUAAAUCGUGACAAGAUCUUCACAGGCGACCGAUAAGUAUACAUAGACAUGAUCAACAUGCGACCCACAACAUUAAGUUUUCUGCAACUUCCACAAAGUGGUUGUCCAUGAUUUUGUGCUCACGAACGAGAGCCAAGAUUCUCAACCUUCUGUGUCCAUGCACGGUGCCGCUGGUCUUCAUGCUCGGCCGGGAAAGAGAUCAACUUGCCACUUUCCUAUCAACGUUGUUCAAAUAGCCCGCGAGCAUGUUUUUCUCUUU
Molecule: messenger RNA, 1177 nt
Organism: Amoebophrya sp. A120
Lineage: Eukaryota; Dinophyceae; Syndiniales; Amoebophryaceae
Source: the annotation of a GenBank genome assembly